Molecule: messenger RNA, 2683 nt
Organism: Suillus bovinus
Lineage: Eukaryota; Fungi; Basidiomycota; Agaricomycetes; Boletales; Suillaceae
Product: ribonucleases P/MRP protein subunit POP1-domain-containing protein
Exons: 12
Coding region: 1-2433 (810 amino acids)
Biological process (GO): tRNA 5'-leader removal
Cellular component (GO): ribonuclease MRP complex; nucleolar ribonuclease P complex
Source: RefSeq, a predicted model, not a curated record
AUGGUUUUAAAACGUAAGGGGGACGACACGGGAGAAAUGACGUCUCGGGAACGGAAGAAACUUAAAGUAGCAGGCGCUCGGACAAUUGCAGUUCAGCCAUCUGUAUCAGCCAGUGGUAGUGGGACUAUCCAAUCUUCAGGAAACGCGCUCGCUGGACCGUCAAGUACCACCGUUCGAUUUGACUCUAUGCAGGGAUUACCUGCCUCGAUCGAUGUGGAAAUGUUCACAGAGGCUCGAGCCUAUGAGAUCGAUGCCAUGCAAAAAGCGAUCAAAACAGCGGGGGAAAGUGGGACUCAUCGCGCAUGGCAGACUCUUCCCCGCCAUCUACGACGAAGGGCAGCUAGCCAUGAUGUUCGCCGUGUUCCCUUGCGUUUGCGAGACAAAGCACGCGCCGAGAUGGUCCCUGUCACUAGGCGCAUACUACAGCGUGGACGCUCUAAGCAGGGGAAAACAAAGCAAGUGAGCCGCACUGAAUCCCUCUUGAAGCGACAACGCGAUAAGACCUGGCUCGAGACUCACAUUUGGCACGCCAAGCGGAUGAAGAUGGAGAACAUGUGGGGGUAUAGACUCGCAGUGACACCGACCGAGAAAUCAUUCCGUCCCUCACAUCGAGCCUCUAUGCAUGGCUCAAUCCUGCACGAUUCGUCGUACUACUCGCUCAUAGAGCUCAGGGGGCCUGAAAAUAUCCUUAGAAAUGUGCUAGAUCUUUGCUGUGAUCCUCAGUGCACUGGAAUGAAGCGAUCCAUGUCCGGUGCUCGUGUGCUUGAGACGGACUUAUACAAAUCAGGAAGCUACCCCUUUGACUUGAUCGCACCAGUAAUGAUCAUGUGGCGGCCGUUGCCUGUUGGGAACACGUUGGCACCGAUGAACGCGUCUUCGGCGGAAGUCUCCUCUAAACGCAGGCGCAAAGCAAAGAACAAUGCACCGGCUAACGCAGCUCAACAGAGUUCCGCGAGAGUAAUCUGGGUACGUUCGCACCCUGCAGUAUACGACGACGUCUUCGCAGCGUUACGGGGAUCUGCUUCCUCGGUCCUUGAGGCUGAAAAACAGCGACAUAAAGAUGUGUAUGCAGAAGUGGAGAUAGCCGAUUUGCGAGGCAAAGUGAAUGUUUUUGAAAUCAUGGGGCCCAAAGCAAGUCAGGUCAUCAAGGGCGCCUUAUCUCCAGUUGCAGAUGAUGACAGGCAAGAGUUCAAAAAGUUCUGGCCAUCCCUGACUGAUCUCCAAACCACCGCGUCCUUACCACGCGGAAUAGUCAUCGGGAUGAGGGUCCUUGACCCACGACUGAAAUUUCCGCCUAAGAACGCCAAAAUCAGAAUGGACGGUCAGCACCCUGCCACCCCGGCAAUGACGUUUCCUGCAGCUAUUCUUGCUCGAAGCGAAAUUUGGGAUGAAGAGAAGCGUUCAGCGCUCAAAAAACCUACAUACAAGAAGAAAGAUCUUGAUGCGCGCCGCUCAACGAAUCCUGUUCCAGGCACGCCUCUUAACCCCCUUCGCCAGGAUGAUCGUAUCCCAUCGUUGCUCAUACAGCGCUCGCUUGAAUCACCUUCCGGCACUCAUGGCAUCCAUGGCUGGAUGCUUGUUGUUCCAGCUGGGUGGGGCAUGCCUUUCCUCCCCUCACUGAUACACACCGGCACACGCGUCGGCGGACAGCGAGAACGAGGCUCACAAGCCUUCGAGGCAGGCACUGCGUAUUUUCCGAGAGAUUUUCCUUGUACAGAUUUCUACGACAAACAUUGGGAGGAGUGUGCUGUUAAGGAAAGAGCAAAGUGGAACAGGACGCCACCAGCGAAGAGAGCCAAUUAUAAGAAGCUUGGUACCCGUAGCCCAUGGCGGGCGGAUUGGGAAGUUGUCCUUGGGCUACCGGUGGCAUCCGGCGUAGACGGGAACCUGGUGCCGGCACAAAGAGGGCCUCAGGAUGCGAUGGAAGUUGACAAAGCACCGAGCGUUCGCCCGUGGUUGCUCCGUGGUCCCGAAGUGCCGACUAUCCUAGCAAAAGUAACUCAGAUGUUUAAUCAUGGCGCUGGUCUCCUUGCAGAGAUCAACAGGCUUCGGGCCAAACGUGGUAUAAAUGCACUCGAUGCAAAUUAUUGCCCCGAGGAUCUCCUCAAAGGGGCAUUGGUCAUGGUCCGUCUGAGGAUGGUCAGUCGGGGCGCCCCGAACGACCUCGCCAUCAUCUACCGCAUUGAUGAUGUCGAAGUCAGCAAGGUCAUUAAGGAGAAGGGAAAAACACGAGAGGGUGCGGGUGCCAAUGAGCCCCCUGAGGCUGCUCCUCCCCUGACGUCUAUCAUUGGGUAUGUUACUACUGGCAACAUGUCCUUAUCUCGUGGAGAAGGUUUCGCCAUAGGCGCUGUCCCAGUAUCAGUGCUAUUAGAAUUGCGACAGCAAGCACAGAGGUAUGGGUUUCUCGCUCGUGGGAAGUGUCGAUUGAUGUAGCUACAGGACCGGAGAGUCUCAUCCGCUGGUCAAAAUUCGCGAUCGGGCUGGAAUGGUUUGCCGGGCUGCAUAUCUUGAGUUACUUGACUCAUGAUUAAUGCUUCGUGUUUUCUUGUUACAUGAGUUUCUCCAACUGCAUUUUGCAUAUGAAGUAAAGACAAUAUUAAUUCAUUGUGGACUGGAAACUGCGUUGAGUAUCAAUGACUUCACUCCAUUCUUGCAGGUCCUUCGCCAUUGAUAUUGAUGCAAA